AUGGAGCGGGAAGUGGCCAAUUCCAAGGGAAAAGUGAAGAACGGAUCAAGAGGAAGAAAAAAAGAUAGAUCAAGAAGAAAAUCAAGAAGCGCAUCAAGGAGGAGAUCAAGAAGCGCAUCAAGGUCGAGAUCUAGAAGCGCAUCAAUGUCGAGAUCAAGAAGCGCAUCAAGAAGAUCAAGAAGCGCAUCAAGGAGAAGAUCAAGAAGCGCAUCAAGGAGAAGAUCAAGAAGCGCAUCAAGGAGAAGAUCGCGUUCCCUUUCUAGUAGAGGGCGAAGCACAGAGAAGUCUGGAGGAAAUUCCGCGGCCGAAUUGAGACGAAAUUUGGACAAAUCAGCGGAUAAAUUUCCGCUUCGACUACUGGUGGAAGGGGAGUCCUGUCUCAUUGAUCCCCACAUUUCUGAGAUGGAGAUUACACUUUACAGAGCAGUACCCGAAGAGGGUAAUUUGCCUCUUUUUUUUGAUACAACCGCGUGUCUUUUUAGUGAUCAUGGCGGUCAGACUGAUUAUGUGGGCGUGGGACGCGAGACGACGAACAACAAGGGCCUUUCCCAUAUUCCUCAUGCGGUACUCAAGUUUGAGGCAGAUUCUGUAGGGUCCAGAAAUUUUUUAGAACCUGCUGGGGGACCUAGUGUAAUAGCCGGUGACGGUGUUAGUGUGAACUUGAAAAGACUGGUAAUGUGGGGUGGAUUUUCGUUGUGUGCUACGCUUUUUACUAAAAAUACGAGUCUUACUGAAGUGACCGAUGCGUAUUAUGCAGUGAAGGUGCCUAAAGCCCAGAUACCCUUGGCGGUUGUUCCCGUGACACCGACUAGUUCUCAUAAUUCAUGUAUCGCAUUAAUGGUGCGGAAGAUGAAGGGAAAUACCAAAGCCGUUUGGGAGCUUGUCCGAAUUGGUGAAUUAUGUGCCCAACAGGAUGUCAAGGGAGUUUUGGUUGCCUUACAGAAUCGGGGUCUGGUGUGUCCUGCCGACUAUCGUUUGCUUUCCUAUCAAGGGUUGGAUUACAGCUCUGAGGGUUGUGAUGAAGAGAGUUUCGCAUUCGACGAUGAUGACGAGGACGACGAUGAGGGUGAUAAUGCCGUGGAUAAUUCCAUAGUUGAUGAGAACGCAAGGUUUGAAAACCUGCUAGCGAACGUGCCACGUGUGGCACGUGAGGGGAGGCGUCAGUACAGCGUUGGGCGUUCCAUAUUAAAUACCGUUUUGGAUACGGCUGACGGCUCAGAUGACGAUGAGGUAAUGAGGGAUGCUCUUCGAGCAGUUGUCCCGCGUUAUACUAGUCUCCGCCCUGUUCGUUAUGAGGAUAAGACAUACAAUGUGGGUUCCCGCGAUGAGGUGCUUGCGUCGCACUAUGUGAGCCAUCGAGAAGAAUAUGGUUUGCAUAAUGCCGAAUCCCAAUCGGGGAAGGGGUUUUAUUUGCCCCCCAUAUUCUCGCCCUCAUCAGGAAAAUUGAGUCGGUUAUCAUUUGGCAGAACUGGGUUUGUGAGGCCAAGCGCACCGAACGAGCUUUUGGCAACGAUUCCGUCUGCACUUUCUCGCAGGAGCGGAACCGGGAGGCGUGGCGGGCGUUCUUCUGUGGGCUUACCCAAGCUCUCUGUGCUCCGCGGCCGCUCCAAGUCUCGUCGGGGUCGCAAGGGCAAGAAAAAGGGUCGGCGCAGCCGCAGCAAAAAGUCUCGUUCUCGUCGCUCUGGUUCCAAACGUCGGAAACGUCUUGGAAGCCGAGUGCGGUCAAGUUCGUCCAGUCGACGAAGUUCGCGGAGGGGGAACUUCAAAAAGAGCUCGGCGGCCGUCGAUCCCCAGAAUGGAAACGGGGAAGAGGAAUGA
Trypanosoma cruzi is the source of this 1818-nucleotide messenger RNA. RefSeq lists its product as uncharacterized. NCBI's taxonomy places the organism in Eukaryota, Euglenozoa, Kinetoplastea, Trypanosomatida, Trypanosomatidae. The coding region runs from base 1 to 1818 and encodes 605 amino acids. The record is from RefSeq and is a predicted model, not a curated record. The transcript has a single exon.